This is a messenger RNA of Entrophospora sp. SA101, 1243 nucleotides long. Lineage: Eukaryota; Fungi; Glomeromycota; Glomeromycetes; Entrophosporales; Entrophosporaceae. The record is from the annotation of a GenBank genome assembly.
AUGGGAUCUGCUUGGAUUUUCUAUGGUAUGGCAACUAAAAUGUCAUUUGAACUAGGCUUGCAUCGUAAAAUUAAAAAUGAUCAGGUUCAAAAUACUGAAGUUAAAGAAUUGAGAGACAUGGCAUUUUGGGGUUGCUUUAUUGGCGAAGUGUGGCUUUCUGCAACCUAUGGUCGUCCAAGUGCUAUAGAUGAAGCAACUUGUGAUGUAGAUUUACUUCCAAUACCAUCAGAUCCUGAGCCUGAUGAAGAAACAAGAUCACAUAUAGCUUGGAUCUUGCAUAUAAAUUUAUUAAGAAUUUUUGCUCAGAUUCGCAAGUAUUUAUAUGGACGAACUAAAAUAGCAGGUAGUCGCCGUGAAGAAAAUCAAUUUAAAUUUUUGGAUGCUGCGUUAGGAAGAUGGUUUUAUACUCUUCCUAAUUGGUUGAAAUUUGAAGAAAUGGCUCAUGAUGUUGAAGGAAGUUUUUUAGGUUCAAUUGGAGGAGAAAUGCAUACUUUAUUCUGGACAGUACUUAUUCUGCUUCAUAGUCGUAAUUUGACAAUGUUCACAUCAAAUGCCCCUAAAAAUAUGCCAAUUAACAAUAUUGACGAAGAAUCUAGAAUAUCAUCACAAACAAUAUGUUUUCAUGCAGCAACAAUACUUUUACAUUGGCUUGAUGUAUUGAUGAAUUCUGUACCAGAUUUCUUUGAACAGUCAUGUUCAGCAUUAUUUUCAAUAACACCAGCUAUCAGAGUUUUAUCAUGGACAGAAGCUCAAAAAAGCAACGAGAAGGCUGCAGGUAUGGUGCAACGAUUAAAAGAAAUCAAAGUCCAAGUUAGGGAAAUUGCCAGGAGAAGGUUUUCAGGUGGUGAAGGAAGAUUGGAUGGUGAGGCGACAUUGAAAAAUUUGUUGGUUAAAGCAAAAGAAGAAGAAUCUAAAAAUAUAGAACAGUUGAAAUCUGAUGAAUAUGAUUCGCAUGCAACAACUAAUAAUAAUAAUAGAGGAAGAAAAUUUAAUAGAAGGAAAAAUAAUAUUGGCUUUAAUGAUAAUAUCAACAACAAUAGUAAUAUCGACUUUAAUAUUAAUCAUAUCCAUAACAAUGAAGGGACUUUAAAUACAUUUGAUACAAGAACGCUGGCAACUGAAUUAAAUCUUAGUCAAGAAUUAGAUUCAUUCCUUAAUCCAAGGCUCUUUGACUAUUUUGAUGCGGAUAUUGAUGACUUCAUAUCCAAAAAGAUUAAUGAAACAAAAGGUUACAGCGAUGUUA